Messenger RNA from Varroa destructor (honeybee mite), 6000 nucleotides. It is a transcript of the gene Spt-I, whose product is annotated as serine palmitoyltransferase subunit I. The record is from RefSeq and is a predicted model, not a curated record. Gene Ontology annotation, biological process: ceramide biosynthetic process; sphingosine biosynthetic process. Gene Ontology annotation, cellular component: endoplasmic reticulum. Gene Ontology annotation, molecular function: serine C-palmitoyltransferase activity; pyridoxal phosphate binding. NCBI's taxonomy places the organism in Eukaryota, Metazoa, Arthropoda, Arachnida, Mesostigmata, Varroidae.
CGCCAGGAGAACGGGCCAUUGUUUGUAAACAUCGUUGUCUGCUCAAUGGACUCCGUGCCCGGUGGCUCUGAAAAAGAAGACAAUACGGUUGCGAAUGUUUGCGAAUGGAAAUUUAAUCGAGAAACUCCAUCGCGCAGAGGAUAGACUCGGCGAGUGACAAUUAGCGCGUAGAGAAAUCACAGCGCAAUAGCGAUGCCACAGUAGCAGCUGGUACCACAUUGAGAAUUCUGCUCAAUCCAUAAUUUUCUACGGUUCGGUAAUCGCUAGAGCCCCGUAUUAGCAUUCACAGGAACUCCUUUGACCCUUGUGUCCGCUUCACUAUACUGUGGACCAGUCGAACUAUGUUCAGUCAGCGAAAUUCGUCGAGGUUAUGAGCCAGCCACAUCCGCAAGCUUCUCCCUAGCAAGCAUCAACGAGCGACGUCUGGAAAUUUUACUUGCCGACAGCAAUCCCUCCAGCAGCUUCUUUCGGUGGGUGAUUAAGCAGACUUGUUGCAGUUUUACCACAAGUGGCCACGCGGAGGGUGUUAUCAUUAAUCAGCAAUUGCCAGAAAUCGCAAAUCCUAGAGUCAACAGCCAGGCGAGCGGCGUUGACGGCCGGGGUAAAUUGGCUGGUGGAAGAGACGUACCAGUGCGAGCAGUUCAAUGAGAGGCUGUUAAGUGAAGCGUGGAUCGACUGUAUCACGCAGUGCUGCACCACGCGAGCAACGAGAAAAGAGAAUUAUGGAGACACUUUUCGAGUACGCCGAGUCGGUAUAUUCAGCCCCGUCAGCGCAGCUUGCAUUCGAAUUGAGCAUAGUGCUUCUUCUUGUGUGGACACUGAGAAAGGGACCGGGCUCACACGAAUCACAGAUGCGUCGGAUGACCGAAGCAGAGAAGGCUCAGGUGUUGGCCGAUUUCGAGCCCGAGCCGUUGUUCGGUAAGGUACAGAAGGAUCAUUAUGCGCUAAAUCCGCGAGUGAUAUCGGGGCGUAUCGGUAAAUACAUCACGAUCGACGGUAAGCGUUUACUCAAUUUGGCUACACACAACUAUCUUGGCUUAGCUGAUCGCGAGGAUUCGAACGAGACUGCGACUAAAGCCUUGAAGAAUUAUGGUGUAGGAUCGUGUGGUCCACGAGGUUUCUAUGGCACAGCUGAUGUCCACCUUGGGCUCGAGGCUCGUCUGGCCCAAUUCAUGGGUGUAGAAGAGGCUUGUCUGUACUCGUACGGUUUUUCGGCUAUUUCCAGUGGUAUUCCGUCGUAUUCAAAGCCGCAUGACGUGAUCUUCGCUGAUGAACAAGUGAAUUUCUCAAUACAGCAGGGCAUUGUAGCUUCUCGUAGCACUGUCUACUUUUUCAAGCAUAAUGAUCCCGCAGAUCUUGAACGACUCCUGAUAGCUCAAGAUGGACGCGAUCGCCAGAACCCUAAGAAGGCUAAGAUUAUUCGGCGUUUCCUUAUACUUGAAGGUAUUUACAUGAACACCGGCACCUUAGUCAACCUACCGGAAAUGGUGAAGUUGCGCGCACGCUACAAGUGUCGACUUUUCAUUGACGAAUCGCUAUCAUUCGGAGUUUUAGGCAAAACUGGCAAGGGAGUCCGUGAGCACUUUGGAGUGCCGAACUCAGAGAUUGAUCUUAUGAGCUCGACGCUCGAACAUGCCGUGUCAAGCUACGGAGGAUUCCUUUGUGGAUCGCACUUCCUCAUGGAACACCAACGUUUAUGUGGUCUUGGUUAUUGCUUUUCAGCAUCGCUCCCACCGAUGCAAGCCGUCGUCACACUCUCGCACCUCGACAUCAUCACCGAUCAACCCGAAUCGUUGGAGCAGCUCCGCAAAAAUGCACGGCAGAUCCACAAUCUUCUUGCGACGAACGUCAGCGGUCUUCGAACAGACAGUCAUCCGUUAUCGCCUGUGAAACACAUCUGCUUGAGUGAGCCUCAGGCAUCGAACCGGCUCGAUCAAGAGAAACUUGGUAAAAUUCUCACAUACGCCGAAGAGCAUGGGGUCGCGCUCAGUCUGGCACGUUAUAUCGACGAAAAGGAACAUCUCGAGCACCCGGCGUCGAUAAAGCUGACUGUUAGUAGCCUUUUAAAUCAAGACGAGAUUCAGCAUGUGAUCACUAUUCUACAGGAUGCUUGUCGAAAGUUUCUGUGAACAUGUGACUGAAUGAAUGUGCCUAUUCAAGUGUAAUUUUUAACGAAUGACGUGCAUAUGAUUAGCAAGAAACCUUUUUUAUGACUACGGGAGACAGGUAUAAUUUUUCCUUCUGCCUAGCCAGCCUAAAGAUGUACAACUCAGAAGUAUACCACGUGUAUUCGUGCGCCAGUGACGGACGAUUUAAGUAAACGGUGAAAUAAUGAGAUGAAAGAUAUGCUGGACUACAAUACUUGUUUACGUCCAUAGCACAAUGGAACAAAUUUCACUACAGUUAGUAGCGACUAUGGCCUUAGCAGUUGCGUAAAAUGAACUGUCGAUAUUUACUAGCAGCUAGAUUGGUUGGCUUUUUAGUCGAGAGGGUUUCGAAUCUAUCGUAUUACAUUUAGCCAGUGCCUUAUCGCUUUAUCAUGGCUGAAAAAUCGAUGCGCCCGUUCCCAGAAUGGUUUCGGUCUUCAGUUGUUUGCUUAUUGGGUGUUUGCUGCACCCAGAUUCAUAGAGAGAUGUACACAUAUAGUUAUAGAAAUAUAUAAACAUGUUUGUUGCAUAUUAUCAUGACUAGUGUCCAGAGAUACAUGUGACUGCCAACCUGCACAUGGGCUAUUGUGCGAUGUGCCGUAUUGGGCAUUGUUGCACCUGUGUAACCGGGAGGGUAAACACUCUCAGCUGUGCGAAGUUCACAACAUGCUUUGUGGGGAUGGUAACUCUACGUCUGGUGUGAUAUGACCAAAGUGAAACAAGGCAAGACCUUAUAUGUUGCUUGUGUAUAAGGGCACAUCUUGUCCGGGUCGAUUUCAUACAGUAUGACAACAACAACAACAAUAGCGAAAAAAUUUACGAGUGGAAAAGCUUGAAUUUACUUGGGUGCUGCUAUAAAUGUUCGUGCAAAUAACUAAUUUCUAGAGCGUGAGUGUUAACCGGGUAUGUCAGAGAUACCCUUAAGUACACAAUAAAUAAAAGCGUUUUGAUCGGUGUUUGCUCCGAAAGAACCUGAACAGAACACGCGUAUGUGCACGCAUGUGAGUGACAGCGGUUGCUGUACGUAGUUAGAUAUCUCAGACAAGUCCUAAAAAAAAAGACCCGAAAGUUUGCUAAUAAAGAACGACAAUACUCAAAAUAUAAACGUAAUGUGUAUUUAACAGCAAAUGUGCAAUUACGGUGCAUUAUAAGGAAUGUUUGAGAUUUAAAAUUUUAGUCAACCUGCCGAAAGGUGAAUGUCGUACGUGAAAACUCUACGGAAAUCAAGAUUAUAUUUGAAGUAUUUGGAGUAUAUUUGAAUAAAGAUUAGAAUAAUCGGCUAGUUCAAUAUACUUUAAUGCUUUCACUUCGUUCAAUCAAUACGGAACAGCAGAAGGGAGGGCUAUUGGCAGAUAAACGGGGCUGAUGCGGACAGUGAUGAGGCUGACCCUACAUGACUGUUUACAAUAAUGAGCUUAAGCCUGUGUGAAGUUAUAUUUGUGGUCACAUGAGACAUAUAGGAAAAUGUGUGGUUUUCAUUAUAACUGUACUUUUGUUGUUAUCAUAGAAAUAAUUUUUAUAUUAACAAAUAAUUCAGAGAACCGCUAGAAGUACAAUCAUUUAUUUGGAUUUAUGUUCUUGCACCCUUUUUCGCCACAUUUUAUGUUUCUGUUCGUACGAAUUUCUAUUUCAUUUUCCAGCCGAAACAUGCUCUGAAAGCAAUAUGUUCGGUACACGUGUGUGGUGAUAAUUCCGGUGCUAUUCAGCCAAUUAACUAACUACUCAACAGUCACAGUAAGGCGCCCAAGGCUAAACAGCACAACUUAGUCAAUACUGAUUGCGAUUGAUCUAACCUGAUAGGAUUGAUCGGUGUUAAUUUUUUUCUUUUUUAUCGUGUAUAAUAAAUUAUUAAUUCUUACCCUUUUGAUAUUUUUUAGGAACCCGGUUAACCGCAGGUUAUAGCGACUUGCACGUUCUCCUCUAAAGCAUAAAUCGUAUAUGCGCAAAUGGCCAAAAAUUAUGCCUAUUUGUAUAAGAAAGCACCAAUCGAGCGCCCUGAGUAUAUAUAUUAUCCCAUAGACGGUUGCUGUUAUCCAAUGAACAAAUAGUAUGAAAAAUAUUUUCUCAUUAAAGUGUUCCUUUCUUUUAGUUAAAGGAAAGGUAGUGCAUACGAAAGUCGUUGUCUCGCUGACGUACUGCUCUUUCUCCAAAGGCAGAGUCAUUGUAGGAUUCGGAUAGCCAGACACUGGAAUGAAUCGCGCAACUGAUGAAUCUCAUUGAUCUUGUCAGUUUAUUGAGGUCAUAUACAAUACAGAAUUUAGCCAGGGUUUUUUUUUGUUUAGGAUGCAUCUUUGGAUCUCUAUUCAGGCCUUCGGCGUAAUACUGUAGGUACACCUGGGUCUCAGCUAGCUAAGUUAGGUAAGCAGACAACCUUAUGGCGUAUCCAUAUAUUAUGGUUUUACAAUUAUAUGUCUUAUAAUUAGUGAGAUUUGAGUGCCAAUUCGUAUAAUAAGAAAUAGUCGUUGGCAGAAAAAGGAUCAAAUUUGAAGCAAAUAUCACCAUUCGUCGUUAUCUUGGGCUAUCAGGUCAAAAAGGUAACUGAAACGCUACGGUAAUACGGCAUGGGAACUCGCGGGCUUCGAUGGUUUUUUGAUACUAAUGCUCAUUCGGCGGCUGAGGAAAGUGUGGCCGAGUUUUCGGGAUCUAAAGAGGCGUGUCUCUACUCGUCAGCAUUCGCUGCCGUUUCGAACGCGAUUCCCUUGAACCCAAAGCCCAAUGACGCCUUUCUUUCGACAAUAAGUUUCGGUGAUGUACAUGCAUAUUUUGCAUACAAUAAGGUAUCUUGGCCUCGAGAAGCACUGUGUACUGUUUCAAAUAUAAUAAAAAGGAGGAUUCUGAGCGAUGACUCAACAAAGAGGAGCAACGGAAUCAUAGAAACUUGAUGAAAACAAAAAUUACUUUAAGGUUUCGUACUAUUGGAGGUAUCCACUUGAAUACCGGGACACCGAUCAACUUAUCGACAGCGAUUCAUUUCAAAUGUUCAAAAAGUGUCGUUGGAGUAUAGAUUCGACGUUACCUUUUGAAGUGCUGAGUCGUAAAAGUAAAUGAGUUUAAAAACAUCUUGGAGUCCCAGAUUCCGCAAAUAAUUUUAUAGGCACAUUGCUUGGACACGCAAUGUCUACUUACGGUGGAUUUCCGUACAGAUCUUAGUACUUCAUCGAUCAUCAAGAAUUACCUGGGAUCGGCUCCAUUUUCUGCACAUUUUUUUCACCAAUUUUGGGAGUCACCUCUAUUUAAUCACUCAGCAUCCUAAGGUAAUUUAAAAUCUGCGUAAGGACUGCCUGAUUAUCACAAAAAAGUUAGACUUCUCUAGUUAUUUUCGAUCGCCAGAAGGCAUCUGUGCCGUUCGAAACAUACUGUCGAAGAUAAGCAGUUUAAUAAAUUAAAAAGCACAUCGUAAACGUCAGUUUUGGUAUAUUGAUGAAAAAGAGUUAUUUGAAUACCCAGCUUCGGUCGGCUCUACAGUGAACGAAUGGGUCACUACCUGCCGACGAAAUACAAACUGCGAUUCGGUUCGAGCAGCAAACGAUAAAUCCCUAAAGGGCUUUUCAUGGAGUAAAGUUGUUUACACGUAUGUACACGCAUAUGUUGAUUUAAUAUGCCAAAGCUGUUGAUUUCAUCUAGGUAGUUAUUCUUUACGAAAUUACACCUUGGACUUAUGUCGCUGUUGAAAUACAUUACGUAAUAAUAUUUUUAGUGUGUGAAUAUAUUAAUCAGUAUACAAUAUAUAUAUAUAUAUACAUGAUCACUUUAUUUGCUGAAUAUUGAAUAAGAUAUUUAAAAUUGUUGUAUCUUGUCUGUCAACUAAAUGAAACGUAUGAGCGGAAGGCUAAAUAAAUGUUUGAAGAUUCAG